AUGAAAGGCUCUGCUAUUGCAACUGUGUCCAAGAACGGUGAAUACCUCCAACAUGGUAACCACUGUGACAUAUCAUAUGUCAAACAGCAUGCUGUUAGCAUUAGAAAUAACUGGAUUUCACGUAAGUUAUUGAAAGCCAUUUGUAAACAGGAACAUGAAAGCAAACAAGCUCUCACGCAGCCUCCCUUGAUCAUCAAAGGCCUAUCGAUCAAAUGUUCCCCCACACCCUCCACCCCUCCCCGAAUCCCCAGCCAACCCAAUGGGAGCAAAUGUAUUCAGCCUCCAAAGCACAUCUGUUUGUUCCAAGCCAUGCUUAAAAUGACAACCGCCUCUCUCUCUCUCUCUCUCUCUCUCAUUCUCUCUAUCUCUUUCUCUCACACUCUCUCUCUCUUUCUUUCGUUCUCUCUUUCUCUCUCUCUCUCUCUCUCUCUCUCUCUCUCUCUCUCUCUCUCUGUUGCAGUCCAACAAAGUUUCGGUGGUCCAGCAGUCUCACGGGAUGCACCCCCUGACGUCCCUGUUGCCGUACAGCAACGACCACUUCAACCCCAGCCCCCCUCACCUGCCCACAGACAUGAGCCAGAAAGGUAGGUCACCCAAUCAUCUCCCUCAUAACCAUCUCCCUCAUUACCAUCUCCCUCAUCAUCGUCUCCCUCAUAACCAUCUCCCUCAUCACCGUCUCCCUCAUCACCGUCUCCCUCAUCACCGUCUCCCUCAUCACCGUCUCCCUCAUCACCGUCUCCCUCAUCACCAUCUCCCUCAUCACCAUCUCCCUCAUCAUCGUCUCCCUCAUCAUCGUCUCCCUCAUCACCGUCUCCCUCAUUACCAUCUCCCUCAUUACCAUCUCCCUCAUCCUAACGCACACUAGCCAGAUGAGUGGGAAGGCCUGACUUCUCCUGUCAGUCACCACAGCAGAAUAAUACAAUAGUCCACGGUCCUUAUCGAUUCCCAUUUUAAAUGGUAAUUAUUUCACUUGAACCAAAAGGGAUUGGUACUUCCAGCUGAAUUGUAACAUUACAUUUACAUUUACGUCAUUUAGCAGACGCUCUUAUCCAGAGCGACUUACAACAAUCCUGAAAGAAGAAUAUGGUGCCCCUUCACCAUCUACUUGGGCCGAUGUCUCUGUGGAGUCUCUGACUGACUUCUCUUAAGUAAGACCUGCACUGUGCAACUGCUGUGACCUUGCCAUGAAAAACUCUGAGCCCUUAUUAAUAGCAUAUUACUUGGGUCUGGAGUUUUUCCUGGUCAGUUCACGCAGUCAUGGAAAGCUCCUGGCCCUGUGUUGUGCUGCUGCCGUCUUUCCCCCACCUCCACACACACACACACACACACACACACACACACACACACACACACACACACACACCUCCACCCCUUGUUCCUGAGCUGCAGCAGUGGAGCCGUGUGGAGCCAAGCAGCAGCUGCAGGCCAGAGACAGGGACUGCAUCCCAAAUGACAACCUAUUCCCUGUAUAGUGUACUACUUUUGACCUUAUGGGCCAUGGUCUAAAGUAGUGCACUAUGUGGGGAAAACGGUGCCUUUUGGGAGGCAGCCCAGAGACAGGCCCUUCUUUCCAGGGAGCCUCUGGCGGUCCCACCACCGCACUUGAAGUGGUCCCUUCCCCAAGAGGGGCUGCUUGCCACACAACCCCCCCUCAAACACACACACACAUGCACACACACAGCUGGAAGCAAUUAGGGUGACAAUCACACAGGGCCAUCUCGGCAGCACACAAGGUUCUGCUUAGCACGCUACUCUUACACAGUCGCUCGCACACUCAGCUUGCAUAGUCACUCACAGACCCACACGCACCACACGUACUCCAUCACUCUCCUAAACAUCCCACACGAAGUUCCUACUCAAAUACAGAGAGAGAGAGAGAGAGAGAGAGAGAGAGAGUAUGGACAAACAUGUUUGAUUUCAUCUUUAUCAAUUCAAUAGAUCUGAUUCAUUUUCAGUGGGAGGAAAAUGCCAUUUUAACCCAAACAAGAGUCACAGUUUAAUUAACAAGCCGAUGAAAAUGUCAUCCUGUAUCACUCUGAUGAAGACUGACACUGGCUGAAUAGCAAUACGUGUUGGAGUGUGGCUGUAGUUGGUCUGUGGCCAAGACUGUGUCUGUCUGUCAGUACUACUGCCUGCAUCAGGGCCUAUCUCUGUCCACGCUGAGAGACGGGCAGGCACAGAGAGACAAACCCCCUCUCACAGACAGAGCAGGGCAGCAGGCCCCAGCCCAGACAAUCUCUCUCAGUCUCCAGCUGGAAUUCCCCAGCUCUCCCAUUCCUUUUCUAGACUGGGGCUGGGCGGUGUAGCAGCUAGGUAACAUGACAAUUCCCAGGGGUGAGGCGAGAGGCGAGAACCAGUGACUCACCCCAUAAUGAGAGGUCUGGCCCUACCUGUACACACCUGAUACCUCCUUGCCCCCUUCACACAUCAUCACACCUCACCCCUCGUACCUCACACAUCAUCACACCUCACCCCUCGUACCUCACACAUCAUCACACCUCACCCCAUGUACCUCACACAUCAUCCAUCACACCUUACCUCGCUUACCUCACACCUUGCACUGCAGGCCUACCUCAGUAACCUCACAUUGAUUUCACAUAAUACCUCACAUUGCAGUGUACAGAGACUACAGCUGACAAUCAGUCUGAGUUUCCAGAAGCUUCUCUGACAGUAGUCCCUACAAGUACUCUCCAUCCAUCUUCCAUUACCCCACUCAGCCCGCCAGCCUGUCUGCAUGCCAGUCAAUCUGUCAGUCAGUGCAUUCAGUAUAUUCACUACAGACAUGUACUAUUAGUCAUUCAGUGUGUCAACCAUCAUACCAAACGACCAAAGUCACACCAUGUUGUCACAUUUGUUUACGUGUGCAGUUGUCAGAUAUGACUGCUUUGCUGCACUAGGGUGAAGUACAGAGUGAAAAAGAGAAAAGUACAGUAAAAAUGAAAGCUACUGUAAUGCACUGUUCUGGACUCUACAGGUGUUCCUCUUUGGGUCUUUUUUCAGGCACAGCACAGGAGCUACUGUCCAGUCAUUUUGGAUUCCGAUUUCUCUUUCUGUGGUUUUGUCUACAGUAAAAGGUUGUCAGUAUUGAAAUGCUAUUUUGAGCAGUGUAUCUUGGGGGGUUAUUUGACUAAAUUGUUUUAUCUUGCACCUGAAAGAUACAGUUAACUGAACGAUCUUGUGUCUGAUAUCAUUUCAGAGAUGUUUAUUAAAUGUAUUUGAUGUUUUUCUUUACCAUUAGAAUUGUAACAAAACAGUGCAAUUACUACAUUUGAACCAAUAAAUAAGUAAAAAGUGACAUUUCAUUUUGAAUAUACCUGAAUAGAUUCAAGUUAAAGUUAAACGUAGGUAUACAUUUUUUAUUUUUUUUAAAGGCUAAGAAUUGAAGUUGAGUGCAUCAUAAACAUUAAAUAUCAAGCGUGGAUAAAGUUGUUUCUGGAGACCUCUUAUUGUGAUAACUGUGUUGGGAGAGUAUAGAUUGAGACUGCACACUGGUCUGUACACGAGGGACAGGGGCUUUUUCAGGAGGGAGGGGAAGGGGUCUGGAGGGAGGGAGGGAGGGACAAGAGAGGUACAUUCCAGUCCUUCAGAUUUAUAAAUGGUCCCGUCCAGAAACAGGCCUGCAGCAACGGCAAAUUAUAGUCAUCUGCAGCAUUCUUCUGCAAAUACAAAUAUAGGUUACCGUUGGAUUGUGCUUAAGUGCUAGGUGCUCUCUGUUGACAAAUGACUUCCUUUGAAAGGCACAGAGAGCCUUUUUGUUUUGUUUCAGGACGCUGCUCUUUUAUGUGGGCCGACUCGAUAAUGGAAAACGUCACGUUUAUUAAAACCAUUUCGCUGCCUGGCCUGGCGAGUGUCAGUGGGGUGGGUGUCUGUGGAGUGGGGUGAAAUAGUGAGUGGGGUCCUAACCUCACAGGCUUCUGACUGACUGACACAUCAUGGGAAGGAACUUGUAGCUUGGAUCAAGAUCCCUCUUUGCCAUAAAACAAUUGUUGGUGGUGCGAUGCAAGCAGCAGGGGCCAAACAGUAAAACUGCUUGCUCUAGGAGAAGACGACGUAAGCUCAGAAUGUCAAAGUCAUGUUCACAGGAGACUGGCUGGUACAAAGGAGUGGAAACAAAGAACAGAGUUCACAGCUCUGAGUUUCUUCAUUUCACUUGGUAGUGGUUCAACAAGAUUCUGGGAGCCUGACCUUAGGCCUUAGUUCUCGAACAUCGUACAUAAACACCCCCUUGACCCUCCCAUGAGCUAGUGAGCGCACACACACAGUAGGGGUGUAUGAGAAUAGGGAGGUUGUGUGUGUGACCUGUGUGUGUAAUGGUAGGUUCCCAGCCAGGUAAUGAGGUCCUUGCUGAGUCAGGGGCCCUGAGUUAACAAGCCUGUCUUCUCCUGUGUGUCCUCUCCAGGCAUUCACAGGCCCCAGUCCCAGGACAUCUCAGGCUUCUACUCCCUACCUCAGAGCGGUGUGGGACAGAUGCCCCCCUCCAUGGGCUGGUAAGUCUCACGCACACAUACACACACACACUCUCUCUCGUGCACACACACACACAUACUCUCUUGCACACGGACAUGAGCGCGCCGCACACACACACACUGACCUGGACUACUGACCCCUACUACAUCAACCAAUCGAGUCUCACUUCAGCCACUCAAGCCUUUUUUUGCAUGGCAACCACUUCAUCCCACGCAGUUAGUAGCUCCUAUAAAGUUGGUUUAUCGUGACAAAAUUGGCAAAUGCAGUAGUGAUUGAAUAGUUAACUUCCUAAAAUACGAAUGCCCUGCCUUGGAUUCAUUGAUCAUAUCUAGCCUAGAGUUCCUCUCUCAAAAUGAAACUUUUGUCUUCCCUUGCCUUCCCAGCCGCUAAGGCACUAUAACAGAAAGUGUAUACGAUGCCAAAUCAGAGCAUGUUUUAACACCCAUAAUCUCAGACAGGGAUUGUUAGAACACACGCUCUGGCUAACAAUCCAUCCAUUGACUUGAGCUCAACUUUACAAAUCCAUUUAUUAAAAAUCUGUAACUGGCAGAAUAACUUUGUGCAAAUCCCCCUGAACAAUUGUGGGCUUAUCUUAAAUGUGAUGGGGAUUUGGUUCACCAUAAUGGAAUGACAGCUAAGACUACUUCCAUUCACAUCCAUGCUGUGUGUCUUUAAAGCUGGUGGAGGACAUUGGCGCUCCCUAGACAUGCUCCGUCCGCACGAGGCAGAGGUCUGCUAUUUCUCUGGACUCUCUCACUGUCUUUUAUUUCAAACAGUUAAUGGUCACUGUGGAGUUUCUGUGGUAUUGUCAACAAAUCAUGUUGUUUACAAACUCGUAAUCUGCUUAGUGCAGAUUAUGCAUUUGUUUGGUUUUCUUGUGUCCCUCUUUGUUUGGGGAAGAGAGAGCAAAGAAAGGAGAUGACAAACAACUGGAUGUGACUCACUGCGUGGUGUGGUGUGUCCCACUCCGGCCACCGUAUGGCACGUGACUGGGGCCUGGGAGGAUGUGUAUUGUCUUCUUUCCCCAUGAAGCUAGGCAGCCCACUGUAGGGACAGCCGACUGUAGCAGACAGCAGUACGUUUCACAGUUAAUUUGUUUCAAAGAAGUUCAGAUACAGGGUUAAGCAAGAAAUUGAUCAAGAUUUCUCUAUAUAGUUGGUACUCUUAAAGGGACAUGAGAGGGACAAAUCACAAAUCUAUCGGUAUGCCAAUACACAGGAAAACCCCAUCCGUGCCACAACACAAACAGGAAAUGUUCUCUCCCCAGCGGAGGACGGACAGGGCUGUGGAGAGAAGAGGUGUUAGGUCCUGGAUGUGGAUGUUGCUCCUAAUGGGCCUGUUGGCUGGGAUUAGCACGUGAAUCCCUCCCUGAGAGAAUCCUCUGGACCUGGGAGCCUCCCUGACACUGAGCCUCCUCUGCCUUCCUUGAUCUCAGGGACCUCCUGGGGCUGAGGAGGGCUGGGGAGGCGGGAAGCAUGGAGCUGGGGUGCUUCUGCAUAUCAAAGACUCCUGUUCAACCCCCCCUGCAGCAACAGGAAAUGUGAAUGGAGUGGAUUAUAAUUAAUAGACAUUUCUGUAGGGGUUGAUAAAUUUUUUGUUAGGGCAAAUCAAGUCUGAAAUGUUAAAUUGAACAUUACAAACAUUAGAAGCCUUUUUAAACCUUGAAUACACUAAGAUGGCGCCGAUAGACAUGGUCACCCUGUUCAUGGCUCAUAAGCAACUUUUUAGUAUUUCAUUUUUUUGUGUGUUGUAAAAUUUUACAAGUAAUUUUCAUCAUAGGUACACGUCAACUAUGACAGACAAAUUGAGGAAAAAAAGUCCAGAAAAUCACAUUGUAGAAUUUUUAAUGAAUUUUUUUGCAAAUUAUGGUGGAAAAUAAGUAUUUGGUCACCUACAAACAAGCAAGAUUUCUGGCUCUCACAGACCUGUAACUUCUUCUUUAAGAGGCUCCUCUGUCCUCCACUCGUUACCUGUAUUAAUGGCACCUGUUUGAACUUGUUAUCAGUAUAAAAGACACCUGUCCACAACCUCAAACAGUCACACUCCAAACUCCACUAUGGCCAAGACCAAAGAGCUGUCAAAGGACACCAGAAACAAAAUUGUAGACCUGCACCAGGCUGGGAAGACUGAAUCUGCAAUAGGUAAGCAGCUUGGUUUGAAGAAAUCAACUGUGGGAGCAAUUAUUAGGAAAUGGAAGACAUACAAGACCACUGAUAAUCUCCCUCGAUCUGGGGCUCCACGCAAAAUCUCACCCCGUGGGGUCAAAAUGAUCACAAGAACGGUGAGCAAAAAUCCCAGACCACACGGGGGGACCUAGUGAAUGACCUGCAGAGAGCUGGGACCAAAGUAACAAAGCCUACCAUCAGUAACACACUACACCGCCAGGGACUCAAAUCCUGCAGUGCCAGACGUGUCCCCCUGCUUAAGCCAGUACAUGUCCAGGCCCGUCUGAAGUUUGCUAGAGUGCAUUUGGAUGAUCCAGAAGAGGAUUGGGAGAAUGUCAUAUGGUCAGAUGAAACCAAAAUAUAACUUUUUGGUAAAAACUCAACUCGUCGUGUUUGGAGGACAAAGAAUGCUGAGUUGCAUCCAAAGAACACCAUACCUACUGUGAAGCAUGGGGGUGGAAACAUCAUGCUUUGGGGCUGUUUUUCUGCAAAGGGACCAGGACGACUGAUCCGUGUAAAGGAAAGAAUGAAUGGGGCCAUGUAUCAUGAGAUUUUGAGUGAAAACCUCCUUCCAUCAGCAAGGGCAUUGAAGAUGAAACGUGGCUGGGUCUUUCAGCAUGACAAUGAUCCCAAACACACCGCCCGGGCAAUGAAGGAGUGGCUUCGUAAGAAGCAUUUCAAGGUCCUGGAGUGGCCUAGCCAGUCUCCAGAUCUCAACCCCAUAGAAAAUCUUUGGAGGGAGUUGAAAGUCCGUGUUGCCCAGCGACAGCCCCAAAACAUCACUGCUCUAGAGGAUAUCUGCAUGGAGGAAUGGGCCAAAAUACCAGCAACAGUGUGUGUGAACCUUGUGAAGACUUACAGAAAACGUUUGACCUGUGUCAUUGCCAACAAAGGGUAUAUAACAAAGUAUUGAGAAACUUUUGUUAUUGACCAAAUACUUAUUUUCCACCAUAAUUUGCAAAUAAAUUCAUUAAAAAUCCUACAAUGUGAUUUUCUGGAUUUCUUUUACUCAUUUUGUCUGUCAUAGUUGACUUGUACCGAUGAUGGAAAUUACAGGCCUCUCUCAUCUUUUUAAGUGGGAGAACAUGCACAAUUGGUGGCUAACUAAAUACUUUUUUCCCCCACUGUAGUUAUCUGGCUAGUUAGCUAGCUUUUCCAUCACUGACAUAAAAAGCUUGCCUAGCCUGUUUCAAUUACCCUAAAGUUGUAGACAUGCAGCCCCACAAUUAAGAGGAACCGACUGUUAUCAGAAAUGAGUCCGUAGAUCAGAAUGUUUCUCCGCGAUCGUUGGGUCAGCUGAGCACAGCAGCUGACUUGGGAGGCUACUGCAAUGACUCGUGGCAGAAAGAACAGCUGCUUCAUGAAAACUCAUAAUGAUGGAAGCAUUAUCACUACUAGCUACAGUAGCUUACUAGCUAGCUUUUGUUGGAAGAUCCAACAUUGUGGGCGCGUUCGAGCGGAUCACAUAUGUCAAGUCGGUGACCAAAGUGUGCUGCAGGUUUCUGCAGUUGCUCUUCACCAACUUCAUCCUGAAGCCAUCGCCUGCAUUGUGGGAGGCUGUAUUGUCAAACAAUCAUUAGGGUGUUUUUGUUUGACCCACGCGAACGUGACCAAAGAUGUGACUGAAACAGGAACCAACUUUGCCGCAAUUCAUGUAUACAGUGGAUAUGUACAAAUUAAUGUGACAUUUGAGGCUCUCUUUCACCAGUUGAUUGUACAAUGUACACACAUAUAUUUUCAGUUUGUGAGGGUGUGGGGGUUGGAGACAUGUUUAUUUUGACAUUAUAAAGAACAACUUUUAUAAACAAUGACAACACUGCCAUGUUGCACUGAGACUUGCUGUUGGAAAACCACAUCAGUGUCCGACGUUCGGCUGUCACAGAUGCACCUCCCCCGACUUCACUCCUCGACUUUCGUCUCUCAAUCGGUGACGUCACCCACCUUGAGACCCAAAAGUAGUUGUUUCCCUUGCUCUUCAAGGGCUGCAGCUUUUGUGGAGCGAUAGGUAACGAUGCUUCUUGGGUGGCAGUUGGCGAUUUGUUCAGAGGGUCUCUGGCUCAAGCCCUGGUUGGGGCAAAGAGAGGGACAGAAACAAUACUGUUACAUUAGGAUGGACUUAACUCCAUAACCAGUCAAGCCCCUCAUUAGCUAGCUGGUACACAGACUCAGAACCCAGACUGCCCGUAUAUACCUAUAGCAGGGGUAUUCAACCAGGGGUACUGCAGGGGGUCUGCGAAAAAUAUCGAAAUAAUAAAGUGUUGUUUUUCCCCCCAAUGUUUUUAUGAAUAUCGCUAGCAAUAACAGAAUAAACUAAUUUUGAAUUACAUCCCUACAGUAGAAAAUAGGAAAAUAUCUUCUAAUGAUGUCAACUUUAUUUCUCAACUCCUAAUAUUGAGCAAAUUACACUUAUUGGAACCAAUUACACUUACUGGAUUAUCUGACAUAGGCUUUGAAAUAGCACCUGCGAAUAGGCUACCAGUGCCACUGGCUACUGGUAAGCUUUCUUGACUUGGACAUAAUUUUUUGUCAACACAUGGCUAACCUUUGUUUAACCAGCUAAACAGCUGCUCUUAGUAAAAAUGUGUUUGGAGUUACCUUUCUAGCUAAUAGGCUAUGUUAGAGUUUACACUUCCUCUUCCAAUUAUAAUGUGGGGAGGUCAAAAUAAUGAAAAACGAUUUAUGUUGAUUACUUCUCCUUGCCAUGUUCAUUCACCUGAUGAUAAGAUAAGACGUGAUUAUUUUAAUUUUUUGCUAACAUAAGAUGGGGGUCCCUGGAAUGGUAUCAAACACAUGGUUCCUAGGUGUUUGAUGCCAUUCCAUUCGCUCCAUUCCAGCCAUUAUUAUGAGCCGUCCUCCUCUCAGCAGCCUCCACUGGUCUAAACAUAUUGUAGAAGUUAGGCAGUGAGGAUUUGAUCAGCAGCCUAGUUGAACUCUAUUGCAUCCCUAUUUGUCCUCCCAACCACAGGCAAGGUCAGCCUGUCUAUCCCCUGUCCUCAUGUGGAUUCAGACAGCCCUACUCCUCCAGUCUCCCCAACAGCUCUUCCUACCCCAGGUACAGUAUUAGCUGAGCUGCUUCAGUCUGGGGAGGGAAUCGCAAAAUACAUACCUACCCCUCUUCCAGACCAAUGCUUCUACUCCUCCCACCUACCAUGUGUCCUUCGCUAUUGCCUUGUACAGGUGCCUCCGCAACGUGUGUGUCCUGGCUUUUUGUGUGCCAACUGCUAUACCCUACCCUGCAACUGUGUGGGGACCCACACGAAGAGACAACCCCUCUGUUCUCCUGGACAGAAGAGUGAGUGCAGCAGUGUAUCUCAUGUUGCUGUGACAAAGAGAGAUGCUAUACACAAACCACUGCAAACUGUCUGCAGUUGACUGUUGUUAUUGUAGGCAUAGGCUCUGUCAUGAAAUCUCUCCUCUGUCACUGUAACUGGCGAGCCAAACAUGCUAACUCAGUUAGCUUCAGCAAUAAAUCCAACUGGAGACAUUGUUCACAUUUAAAUGUCAUCAAACAUCUAUGUCACACAGCUUUCUCUCAGUCCCAUCAGUUCAGAGUGAGGCUUUAGGAUUUGAAUGUUUAUUUUACACUGGAAGAAUUAUGUCUUUGGAAUUUUAUAAAUCAGAAAAUACAUUUAAUGACUAAAUAUAUAACAUAUUCAUUUCAGGAAAUCAAAAACACACAUUUCCAACAUUACAACUCACAUUUUCAAUAAAGUUUCAGUAAAUGGCACUUUUCAUUCCCAAUAAAAUAAUGAAUAAAUAGAUAUCAUCAACAAUAUGAAUCUCAAAAAAUAAGAUACUGAAAAGAAGCAUUUAAUGAAACCCUAAUGAAAAAUAGAGCAAGUAUAUUCCUGUUAUCUACAGCGCAGCCUAGCUUUUGUCUGCAUGUGACUACAGCUCCCUCUGCUGGCGUUGGAUGAGACUUUUCACAGUCUUAAUGCUCUGAGAGGACUGUCAGAAAGCCCAUUCUUACAGGGCCAACCAACAGCCCACGUGCUUCAGCGCUUCAUGGUCACGCUGCCAUAUAUAAAGACAAAACAUAUUUUCUGAUGCUUUGGUCUCUGUCUCUCUUUGUCUCCUCCCUCUGUCUCUCCCCCACUAGGUUCUCUCACUCUCUGAUGCUAGGACCAGGCAUGCACCCCACAGGCAUCCCCCACCCAGCCAUCGUGCCACCUUCAGGCAAACAGGACCAUCAUGACCAUUACGACAGGAACAUGUACGCGUAAGUACCCCCAUGGUGCAACCCCAUCUCUACAAUGAGUUAGACACACGUGUCUUUCAAAGGAGAUGUGUGAUCUGUGUGUGCUAGCCACAUGGCAUACAAUACUGUAGUAUCUCAUUGAUGCAUUGAAUGUGUAUCAAAAGCUUAGAUGGAUGAAUAGAUGGAUGAAUAGCCCCUUCUUAUUGUUUUGAUGUUCUUGUGUACAUAUUCACCACGGGUGUCCUUGUUGAUCUUGUUUGUCUUCCUCUGCUCGCUCUCUCUCUCUCUCUCUCUCUCUCUCUCUCUCUCUCUCUCUCUCUCUCUCGCUCUCGCUCUCGCUCUCGCUCUCUCUCUCUCUCUCUCUCUCUCUCUCUCUCUCUCUCCCCCUCCCUCCCUCCCUCCCUCCCACCCUCCCCCUCCCUCCCUCCCUCCCUCCCUCAGUAAGCCACACCAGGAGCCCAAGCGGGAGAAGGAGCCUAAGAAGCCAGUGAUCAAGAAGCCUCUGAAUGCUUUCAUGCUGUACAUGAAGGAGAUGAGGGCCAAGGUGAUUGCUGAGUGCACCCUGAAGGAGAGCGCUGCCAUCAACCAGAUACUAGGCAGAAGGGUGAGUAGCAAGCACACACACACACUAAAACACACACACACAUCCAUGAAUACUCAUGCAGCAAAGAGACUCAUUCCCAAAUCCCUAAUCUCAAUCCCCCCCCCCCCCCCCCCCCCCCCCGCACGACUGACUGCUGCAUAUGAUACCAUUGACCAAGAUGCAGAAAUAACUCAAUGGGAUGAAUAUCAUAUAUGAUGCUGUCUGUCUCAAAACUUUGUACAGUGGCCCUUCCUCUAUCCAAUGUCACUAUAUCUUGUGAAAGGAUGAAAUAGUAUGAAUAUAUUCAUCAAAAUAACGUUUUUAAUGAAAAUAUGUCAGUCAUUAUUUGAUUAUGUUGGUAACCCGUUGUAUAAAAGCAUGACUUCGUCUCGGGCCUAACAACACCCGUGCCAAUAUAUCCACCGACUUAUCGGGCAUUAUCACUUAAUUAGAGACAAUGCGUUCUAUGGAAAAUAAUGAACGACAUGGAAGGUGUUCCACGAGUUGCAUUAUUUUCCAGAGAACGCAUAGAGCCCCGAGUUGAUUAUCCCUUUUAUACCAUGGCUAUAAUUUAACACUUUUGCCAUUAGAAAUGCGUUCAUUUCCCGGUGGAAAUGUGUUCAACGUCCACUGAAGUAGCUAGCAAGUUUACUAGAUAGCUACAGUAGUUGCCUUGGUAACCAAGAAAACAGACUUGCUAGUUUAGCUAACCAAACCAUCAGUCCUAGCUUGCUAUUAAGAAAAUCGAAUUCAACAAUACCAAUACUGUUUUCAAUUCGACUUUUUCUUUCAAAAGCAGCUCAAACAAAACAUGUAAAAAUGAACUAUAGCCUUUGAAUUCUACCGUGCAAAUAUACCAUGCGUUAUAAGGAAAAUAAUGCACGCUCUAGAAUGCACUUCAAGCCAAUCAGAAAUGAGUAUUCAGCAAUGCCAUGGUAUGAAAUAAUAUACAGUGCAUUCGGAAAGUAUUCAGACCCCUUCACUUUUUUCACAUUUUGUUAUGUUACAGCCUUCUUCUAAAAUUGAUUAAAUACCUCAUAAUGACAAAGCAAAAACAGGUUUCUAGAAGCAAAUGUAUAAAAACAUUUUUUUAGCUCAGGUGCAUCCUGUUUCCAUUGAUCAUCCUUGAGAUGUUUCUACAACUUGAUUGGAGUCCACCUGUGGUAAAUUCAAUUGAUUGGACAUGAUUUGGAAAGGCACACACCUGUCUAUAUAAGGUCCCACAGUUGAAAGUGCAUGUCAGAGCAAAAACCAAGCCAUGAGGUCGAAGGAAUUGUCGGUAGAGCUCCAAGACAGGAUUGUGUCGAGGCACAGAUCUGGGGAAGCGUACCAAAAAAUGGAACAUUGAAGGUCCCAAAGAACACAGUGCACUGUAAUAAGAUAAACCAAUUCCCUCAGCCCUCCUAGCCUCAACAGUUGUCAUUGUGCAUGUCAUUUUCUAGGCCACGUGUCAAACUCAAGGCCUCAAUUUUUUUUUUAUUAUUUCUUUUUCGGGGGAAAAAAACAUUGAACUGACUAAAACCAAAUCAAACUGUAUAGAAAUGAUAAUGGACCUACAUUUAUAGUCUCUUCACUCUGUCCAGUUUGCUAAUAGUCAUCAAAAUGAAAGCUAUAAAGUCAGGGAGCAUCAAAAAUUAGAGGACUAUUUUUUCUAAUGUUGAUGGCGAGAAAAUAUAAUACAUUUUAAGUGCGGCCCUCUGGACCUCGGUGAAGACCGAAUGUGGCCCGUGAGGAAAACUAGUUUUACACCCCUGGUCUAGGCUAAUGAACAAAACCUAAAUGGUAUCUUUGUUUUGUGUGUGUGUGUGUGUGCGGGUGCAUGCUUGUGUGUGUCUUCCCUGCAGUGGCACGCCCUGACCCGGGAGGAGCAGGCCAAAUACUAUGAGCUGGCCAGAAAGGAACGGCAGCUACAUAUGCAGCUCUACCCCAGCUGGUCCGCCAGAGACAACUACGUAAGGCCCGCCUUUUCCUGCUUACACACACACAGCAUGUUCACCCCACCCUGCCACCUGUCAAUCAAUGAGGCAAGUGGCUACACAUAGAAAUAUCAACCUAUUGUAUCUAAUCGUAUUUAUUUGACGCAUUUCCAGAGUUGUUAAUGUAUCAGUGCAGACAAUGUUAGAGAGACUAGUCUAUGACCUUAUUGUUAUGACCAGUGUUAUAACCUCUAUGACUAGUGUUAUAAUCUCUUGGCAUGCCAUUCCUUUAGAGUGGGUUUUGAGAAUGAGAUAGAGCAUACUGGACAUUAGUUGGUCAUUCAUGGCUGUUCAGUGUUGUUCAGUGAGGUGAUUUAAUUGGCAGUUGAGUGCUUUGCUGUUAGGGAUGCAUGACGAGCUACGCAUUUAUUACACAUAGCAUUACACAGUCAGCUGCAAACCUACCGCUCCCCUCUCAUCUCUGUUUUACUUUAAUAGGUUUUUAUAUUACGGGUAGUUAUAUGCAUGGAGGGCAUCUUUGUACUGUUGUAACUGGACCUUAGUAUAAGUGCACUGACUAUGACAUCUGUAAUUAGUAGUGGCUUGCUUGUAAACUGAGUUAAGAAGUAGUUUAGAGAAUCCCUUGUUUCAAAUACUGUGCAGAUAAAUAUGAUGUGUAUUAGAGAGACAUGUUUCUAAGAACGUCUCUAUGUUAUGUUUGUUAGCUUAAUGCUGCUUAACUACCCUUCUGUGCUGUGCUCAAUUGUGAAGUUGCUGUUGAAUUCUUCCAGGAGGCGGGCCUUAGAGAGGGCGCGGGGGAAAAGAAUAAAGCUGAUUGGGUAGGGCACACAUUUUACCCCACUUACCCGCUCUACUAACAGCAGGGUGGCUUUGGCUUGCUCUCCUCCUCAGGCGGUGGGGCGGUGGGGUUCGGACUGUAGAGAGGGAGAGGACAGCUGGGAGCUGGGCUGGAGAGGCUUUCUGGGCUUUGGGGGACCAUUAUUAGGCUAUACCCUCCCUUAGGGCAGGCACAGAGGGGUGGAGGUGGCUUAUGUUAUGUUAGUUAGCUAUGUAUCUGGAUGUGUUUCUAUGGGAGGUGGUUUUCCUGGACUACAUAAUUGCCAGUGUUCGCUCACCCCAUAUGAAAACAGACAGAAUGAGUCUCAAAGGGAGAGAGCUCACUUUCUUGCUUUCCUGGAGAUCUUUUACACAGCCUAUUUCCUUUCCUUGGCUUGAUAAAGUUUGGGGUUUUGUAUCAUAACACACCAUAGGGGCUUGGCUCUCUCAUUUCUCUCUGUCUCUUGGCUGUGGAUAGUUGUGAGAUUAGCUGGUUAGGGUAAAGAGGGUUACGAGCUGGUUGAGGUGGUUGUCAAUGAGGUGAAAUGUGCAUGAAGCUUUUACUACUGCAUCUGAUUUAGUAUAAAAUCGGAUUAAUAUGAUGCAAUGUUUUUAUGUGAACAUAAAUGUCACUCUUUAACACUUGAAUGUAUGUUUCCAUGUAUCUUUCUUCUUAUUUCAAAGAUGGAAAAAUACAGCCCGAGACAAUACUGUCCCAAACACAUUAGAACUAAUGGCAGCUCUAUAAUAAUAUAAUAUAAUAAAAUAGUAACACUUUAUAGCAGUAGUAUUCAAAGUCGGGGUCGUGACCCCUUGAUAAGAGAUGGAAAUGCAAUGAAUUUAAGGUUAUCUGUUGAUGUAAAAUAUUUCAGUUGACCGAUUUUAAGGUUGUGCCAUUACAUUUGGGGUGAGGUGGGGUCGCAAGAAAUUCUUGGGGGAAAAAUGGGAUCCCCAGAAAUUUUGGCUGAAAAAAUGGGCUCGCCGCUGAAAAAGUUUGAAUACCAAUGUUUUAUUGUGACCAUAUAGGUAACACUUUAUUUGGAUAGUCCCAAACAGAUGGUUUGUAGAUGUUCAGUAGAUGCUACCAAUAAUAAUAAUAAUAAUAAUAAUAAUAAUACAUUAAUUUUAUAUAGAGCUUUUCAUUACAAGUAGAAUCUUAAAGUCACUUUAAAAACAAAAUAAACAAAAAACGAUUUAACAAAACAAAUAUAGGGAUUUGGCAGUUCUUGGGCAAAGGUCUUCCACAUCUUUAGAUGAUAGGCAGUUCAGAAAUGUAGUAUCUUGAGAGGAGGGAGCAUAGAUGGUACAGCCAGGCAGGGAGGUAGAGACAUCUGACUGACAGGCCACAGAGCUCUUCAUCAGGCCCCUCGUCAUCUUCGAUAGUCACAGCUCUUCCUUCUCCGUAGGUUCACUCUUAGAAAAAAGGGUUCCAAAAGGGUUCUUCGGCUGUCCCCAUAGGAGAAUCCAUUUUUAUUCCAGAUAGAACCAUUUUGGGUUCAAUGUAGAACCCUCUGUGGAAAGGGUUCUACAUGGAACCCAAAACGGUUAUUCAAAGGGUUCUCCUAUUGGGACACCGGAAGAACCCUUUUAGGUUCUAGAUAGCACCUUUUUUCUAAGAUUGUAGGCUGGAUUGUCCUCUACUGAAAUGUAGCACCCACCUGGGUGACGCUUCGGCACUGUAACAGCGGCAGUAAGACCCCCACACCUCAGCAGUGGUUCAGAAAAGCCCCCUACAAAGCAAGCCUCUAGGAACUGGGGCAGGGGGUCAAAAAGCAUUUUAGCUAGCUAGCCAAGCCAAAUAUAAACUGACUUGCCAUAAUCAGUCCUGCAAUUCCGUGGGUCAGCACCAGAUAUUUCAGUUAAUUUAUCAACAAGUUAUCAAAAGCAAAAAAAGUUUGAUUCCAAUGAAAAACACUUAAAAACAAUAAAAUAUGUACAAUAUUUACAGAGCUCUCUGCCUAGGCUACCUCACAGCGCCAUGGCAACCACAGAACUCAAUAACGUAAUAAAUAUUACAUUAUUAUUAAUUAAUAACAUAUGUUCAAUAACUGUUAACAAAAUUUCAACUAACUAUCCACUAACAAUAACCCUAAACCUAACCUGAGCAAACAGUUGCUUAUCAACAGAUAGUUUGUUAGCGUACGCUUUUAUCCAAAGCGACUUACUGUCAUGCGUGUAUACAUUUUACAUAUACAUUUACAUUUUAGUCAUUUAGCAGACGCUCUUAUCCAGAGCGACUUACAGUUAGCACAUACAUUAUUUUAUGGGUGGUCCCGGGAAUCAAACCCACUACCCUGACGUUACAAGCGCCAUGCUCUACCAACUGAGAUACAAAGGACCACUAGCUAUAGUCUGUCCCCUGCUACAGUCUACCCCUUCCCAGACACAAGCCAGAAAACCAGGGAAGUCAUGUGAUCUGUUAGCAAAACAGGAAGUGAAGGUCCACCUACGCAGUCGUGGGGUUUUCUUCCGCCAGCCGUAACCACACACACACACAAUGCUUUAGGGAGCAGUCAGGGUAGACAAGUCUCUGCGUAGGCAUCAAAGAGCUGUUCCCACAUCCUCUCCCCAAUAUGAGACUUUAGACUUUAUCAUGCUCGUCUUGAUAACAACCCCAACCAUGCUAUUAAGGCCCCACUGUGUAGCCCAUGGAGUUUACAGCAAUAUGGUGCUGCUGGGGAAAUCCAUUACUGUAGAUAAUUAGAGUUCUUUCCCUUCUCUUCCCCUCUACUGUCAUAGUAACUUGUGACCUGAGUGAUCAUGAAGUGACCUCAGACCCCCAUUCCACGACUUGUGAAUUGGGACGUCUCUGGUACAGAUGACUAAGUCUCAUGAUUAUGGUGAAUAUCAUGACAUGGUUCUCCCAUGCCUUCAUCGAGAUGUCACUGACAGACUGUCCUGGUGGUGUAUAGGAACUCGUUCCCCUGCUGACUGUGUGUGUCUGGUCGUGUUCCAACAGGGCAAGAAGAAGAGAAGAAAAAGAGAGAAGCAGCAGGACUCCACCACAGGUAAUGUCCAAUGAUCAACCUUCAACCUCUCUCUCCUACCAAACCCCAAGCUUCGAUAUAGUAUACUAAAACGUCAAGCCCUAUUCCAUCGUUUGAAACAACUUCACUGGUUGACUAUCCCCUAGCAGUACCCUCUUCCGUUAUUGGUUUGUACUCUGACUGGGUCACUGCUACUCGAACUAACAGAGUGUGAAAGCAUGGCAGACUUCCCAUUUGAAGUGUUCCUCUCUUCCCUAAUGGCCUGUGUCCUGAAUGCCUGUUGUGAACGGAGCUCCUGCUCCCUCUACUCUGUUCUGGCUGCAGUUUGUAGGUUGUUGUUGUUAACUCCUACUCAGUAAUUGGGCACUAACAGUCUGGUUUGAUGGCUUUCUGAUUGACCAUCUCUGUCAAUGCAUCAACGUCUGCCCUGACCUCUUGAUCUGAUUUACUCUCUCUCUCUCUCUCGCUCUCUCUCACCCACUCUCCCUCUCUUUCCUUACUUCUUUCCUAUGCGCAUGUUGCCUUGUGCUCAGACCCUGGCUCUCCUAAGAAAUGCAGAGCUCGCUUCGGCCUCAACCAACAAACGGACUGGUGUGGUCCCUGCAGGUGUGUACCUCUCGCUCUGCUACCCCUCUCUCCCUCCUCUGUGAGCGUGCCUCAGCCCACUGCUGUGCUCUGCUCUGCAUGCACUCAUCUCACUAACCCUGUGACUCCGUGACCCACGUCGCCCCCUACAGGUAGAGAACCCCAGCAUACUGGGGGGUCAGGAGGCUGAAUUGGAAACUAAAGCUGCUUUACUGGCUGGUGAUGGGGUGUGUCCUCAGGGAUUUGUGGGUGAAAAGGUGGGGAUGAUGAUCAAAGGAAAGUGGGGGAGGGGUCCUGUAGGUCUGAGGGGAGAAAAGGGGUUCACACAUAGGAUGUUCUCUGCUUAAAACGGAUAUUUCUCGGUUAUCCUAUUGGUAGAAAUGACAAAGCAGGCAUUUUUUAUUUAUUUCCAGUGGAUGGAUGAUCAGUCAUGCUCAUCUUUAGUGCCUUUUUUUUACCAACUCAAUCUCUUUUCCUUUAUACAUCUCCACACUCAUAGUCACAUCAGUGUAGAGGUGUGAAGAAAGCCAUGUACCUGCCCUGCCCACACCCCCACACCCCCACACCCCUUGCACUGUGCAGCACUUUAGCAACUCCAUCCUGCCACAGUGUCUUCCCCACCAUGCCGUCACAUCAUGGAAAUCUCCUGACCACUGUGCGUGUUGUGCUGCAAGAGAACAAAGGGAGGUGAAUGUGGUUAGAGCGAAUUCUGAUCACCGCAGUUGAACGCACACAUACACACACACAAUCUGGCACAUGCACCGCUGCUCUGCACUUUGAUGACAUUUCUCAUGCUCAUCUGUCUUCAACUUUCUCCAUUCAUGCGGUCAGGCAAUGCAGCUUUUGAUGGUGAACUCUGACAUUUAGAAUCACUCUCUUCCUCCUCUAUAUCUCUAAAUAUGUCCUCACACCUUUUCUUGCGGUGGCACUAAGUGACUCAUGUUGUGUUCUGGUAAUUAUCAUGGGAUUAGUUGUGCUACUUUGGUUUUAAAGAAGAGGCAAACAACCGUUGUUAGUUUUCAAUUUAACUUAGAAAACAACAUUUCUAAUGAUCAUUACAACCACAAAAAUCAUUCAUGAUUUGAAGGAAAUGGUGGUGGAUGAUCUAUGAAAACGGAUUCGAUGGUAUUCAGUGGAUUUGCUAUUUUUGGGUCUUAAAACUCAAUUAAAUCAUGUUGAAAACAGUAAAAAGUUCAUUUUGGUGACGCUUUGCAUCCACGCUUUAUUCACAGAUAACUCUCUUGACUGUUCCUAGGAGGAAAAAGAAGUGCAUUCGAUACCUUCAAGGAGGAUGGUGCGCCAGCCCCACUUCUUCCGAUGGAAGCGCUAUAGACUCGCCCCCCUCCCCCGUCGACGGCGUCCCCCCUCAGCACCCCUCCCUGCCCAGCUCGCCCUCGCCCGCUUCCCCCUCAGACAUCCCCCUGCACCCCCAGCCCAGCAAACAACACACACCCCUUAUCCUCUCAAAACCCAAGACCACAGAACUAUCUCUCAAAGCUUUAAUAGAAUCAUCCCAACAGCACGACAAUCUCAAUCAUCAUCAUCAUGACUGUACCCUGCCCAAGUCUCACUAG
Molecule: messenger RNA, 19312 nt
Organism: Coregonus sp. 'balchen'
Lineage: Eukaryota; Metazoa; Chordata; Actinopteri; Salmoniformes; Salmonidae
Source: the annotation of a GenBank genome assembly